This is a messenger RNA of Sus scrofa (pig), 2950 nucleotides long. RefSeq names its product tetratricopeptide repeat domain 12 (gene TTC12). Gene Ontology annotation, biological process: axonemal dynein complex assembly; sperm axoneme assembly. NCBI's taxonomy places the organism in Eukaryota, Metazoa, Chordata, Mammalia, Artiodactyla, Suidae. Gene Ontology annotation, molecular function: protein binding. The record is from RefSeq and is a predicted model, not a curated record. Gene Ontology annotation, cellular component: cytoplasm; centrosome.
GCCCUGCCCUGAUCUGGCCAUCGGAGCCAAGCAGAGGACGCUGGUUUGGGCCCAGCGUAUGGGACUUUAUCGGCUGCGGGCUGUGACUUCCCUGGCGGUACCCGGCCAGUGGACGCUCCGGAGCGGUUGCUGGGCAACGGUGCCGUCGGCCCCUCCCCUCUGCGCAGGGUGGGGAGGGGCUUCCGGGGUGAGCGGUCUCCUGGCUGCAGCACAGUCCCCGCGGGCCACAGGCUCCUGUCCCAGGAUAUACGCCGCGCCCGCCGCCGUGAGCCUCGCCGUGCCUGGCCUUCCUGACCCUUCGUGGGUUCGUUUCCUGACCCUUCGCGGGUUCGCUGCCCAGUCUCAGGGCGCACCCUUAGGCCUGCCCUGGGAGCAGAGGGCUUGGCGCCUACCCGCAGGAAUUCAGAGCCUGCCUUCUGCCCUCCCUCAACUUGGGCAAGUUGACUCAUUUGACUAGGCCUCAGUUCCACAAGAGCCUAAGUAGCUGGAGCUGGAAAGAAACCUCGGGAUCUUUUAGUUAAGCCGCAGGCCCCCAGUCCUCUUUUAUGGGGAUUCUGGUUCGCAAUGGCUGACUAUCAAGAGAAAGACUUGCAGAAAUUUCUUAAAAAUGUGGAUGAAAUCACCAGUUUAAUUCAGGAGAUGAAUUCUGAUGACCCUGUCGUACAAGAGAAAGCCGUCCUCGAGACAGAAAAGAGACUACAGUUUAUGGAGCAAGACCGAGAGGAGGACGAGUGCAGGACCACCGUGAACAGGACCGUGAUCAGCCCUCCGCAAGCUCCCGCGAAGAAUGCAGAUGAAAUAAGCUCAGAAGCCUUCUUGGCAUCUGUGGAAAAGGAUGCAAAGGAACGUGCCAAAAGAAGAAGGGAAAACAAAGUCUUAGCAGAUGCCCUAAAAGAAAAGGGGAAUGAAGCAUUUGGCAAAGGUGAUUAUGAAACGGCCAUCUCGUGCUACAGUGAGGGUUUGGAGAAGCUGAAGGACAUGAAAGUGCUGUACACCAACCGAGCCCAGGCUUAUAUCAAACUUGGGGACUACCGGAAGGCGCUGACGGAUUGUGACUGGGCUCUGAAGUGUGAUGAAAAAUGCACUAAAGCAUAUUUCCACAUGGGAAAAGCCCACCUGGCCCUAAAGAACUACAGUGAGUCUAGAGAGUGUUAUCAGAAGAUCUUAGAAAUAAACCCCCAGCUGCAGACACAGGUGAAAGGUUACCUGAAUCAGGUAGAUCUUCGAGAGAAAGCAGACCUUCAGGAGAAGGAAGCUCAGGACUUGCUGGAUUCAGGAAAGGACACAGCCGUGACGACCAAGAAUCUCCUGGAGACCCUUUCCAAGCCUGAUCAGAUUCCCUUGUUCUAUGCGGGAGGAAUUGAAAUCCUGACAGAAAUGAUGAAGGAUUGUGCAGAACGAACUUUAUUCAGAACACACAAUGGAUUCAGUAUCAUCAGUGACAAUGAGGUCAUAAGAAGGUGCCUUUCCACAGCAGGAAAAGAUGCAGUGGAAGAGACAGUGUGUGUGUCUGUUCUCAGGCUCUGGCAGGCAGUGUGCAGUGAGAACGAGGAGAACCAGCGCCUGCUGGUGAUGCACCCCACCCGAGGCCAGCUACUGCCCGCCCUCUUGGCCUCCAGGGUCCCGACCAUCCAGGAGCAGAGCCUGGCCCUGCUGCUACAGCUCGCCCAGACCGAGAACGGACGGGGCCUGAUCAUCAGCCACCUUGACCUGACCAGGUUGUUGGAAGCCCUGGUGUCAUUUCUUGAUUUCUCAGAGAAGAAGGCCAACUCAGCCAUGGCACUACUCACAGACUUGGCUCUGGAAGAGAGGUUCCACGUUUGGUUCCAAGCCAGCCUUCCAGGUGCGCUCCCUGCGCUGGCAGCCGUGCUGAAGAGAGAUCCCAGGGUCACCAGCACGUCAGCCCUCUGCCAGUGCAUUGCCAUCCUGGGCAACCUCAGCGCCGAGCCUGCUGCCCGAAGACAGCUGUUUGCCUCUGAGGAAUUCGGGGAUGCCUGCUUGGGGCUCAUGGCCAAGUGCGAAGAGGACAUGGACCUGUUCAGAGAAGUCAUGUAUACCCUCCUGGGACUCAUGAUGAACUUGUGUCUUCAGCCCUCCUUGGUUUCUGAGGUGUGGGCCAUGGAGGUGAGUCGGAAGUGCCUGUCCCUGCUGAACAGCCCGGAUGGAGGAAUCCUCACAAGAGCCGCUGGUGUCCUCAGUCGCACCCUUUCUUCCUCGCUGACAAUUGUUGAGGAGGCCCUGAGAGCCGGAGUGGUGAAGAAAAUGAUUAAAUUCCUGAAGGCGGGAGGCCAGACUGCAUCGCGUUAUGCUAUAAAGAUACUGGCCAUCUGCACUAAUAGUUAUCACGAAGCACGAGAAGAAGUGAUAAGACUGGAUAAAAAGCUCAGUGUUCUGAUGCAGCUGCUCGGCUCGGAGGAUGAGAUUCUGGUGGGCAACGCCGCCCUCUGCCUGGGGAACUGCAUGGAGGUGCCACUGGUGGCCUCGUCCCUGCUGACCACAGACAUCGUGCAGGUCUUGCUGAGGCUUGCGGGCGGCGAUGCGCAGAAGACAGCUGUGCAGCUGAACGCAGGCAUCGCCCUGGGGAAGCUGUGCACGGCCGAGCCCAGGUUUGCUGCUCUUCUGAGAGAGCUUCAUGGGAUGGAAAUUCUCAACUCCACCAUGAAGCACGUGGACCGUUCUUGAGCGUCUGUGCGCAUUUUGCCAACACAGGAUUGUACACUCUGAGUUGUUCCCGUGCUGAUAAAGACGUUGGGGGUAUUCACCCAGCCCUGACUACUGAUCCUCAGGGGGCUUGCUGGUUGGUUUGCAGUGGUGGUGAGCCUCUGCCGGACUCUCUUAUAAGCAGCCGUUCUGGGUGGGAACCAGCUUCUGCCUACCUAACACCCGCCUGCCCCUUUUGCUGUUUUCUGCUGGCAACGUGUUAGAAAAGAUUGGUGUUUCAACAGAGUCA